Messenger RNA from Balaenoptera ricei (Rice's whale), 784 nucleotides. RefSeq names its product ankyrin repeat domain 60 (gene ANKRD60). Lineage: Eukaryota; Metazoa; Chordata; Mammalia; Artiodactyla; Balaenopteridae. Gene Ontology annotation, molecular function: protein binding. The transcript is spliced from 4 exons. Bases 16 to 732 code for a protein of 238 amino acids. The record is from RefSeq and is a predicted model, not a curated record.
GAAGAUUCCGGGGAGAUGUUCCGAGUGACAGGCUGCCGCAGCGACAUGACGGUGCGGGAGCUCAAAGAGGAGCUGGACCUAAUAGCCGGCAUCCCCUUCAACCUCCAGCGGCUCCAGUACCUGGACCAAGGAAUUUUGAUGGAUAACGCUACGCUGAAGUUCCACGAUGUUGUUCCUGGUGGAAUUAUUUCAUUACGUAUCUGGCAUUAUGAUGGAUGGACGGAACUGGUUUUGGCGGCCGUGGAAGGGGAUUCCAGCAAGCUGUCUUGCCUCGGUGUUGCCGAAGAUUCUUUCUACCGAACAACAAAUUCGCAGCAUUUUGAUGACAAGCAGUGGGAGAAGUGGAUUUCUCAGAGAGCGUUCAUGGCGCUCUGUGUUGCCUCACACAGGGGUCACUCGGAGGCUGUUCAGUACCUUCUAGAACAUGGUGCCAACUGUCAGGGCAGAUCCCCCGUGGGCAGGACGCCCCUGCACGUGGCUGCAGCCAUGAGCCGGCUGGACUGUAUCAGCCUCCUGCUCAAAUAUGGGGCCUCCAUCAACGACAGAGAUGCCAAGGGGGAGACGCCCAUGUCCCUCGCCUGCCGCCCGAACCGCAGACAGAGCAGGCGGCGGAUGUUCCUCUUCCACUGGACAGUGAAGCUGGGGACAAAGGACCCGAUGGACCCUGUCGUGAACAAGGCUUUUCAGAGAGUCAGGGCCGGGUUUGGAUCCGAGAAGGAGAACAAAACAUAGCUCCACCUGGGAAUGUUUGCAUGUCAGCUCUGACCUGGGGUAACUUUCCUGA